Messenger RNA from Cutaneotrichosporon cavernicola, 2538 nucleotides. RefSeq lists its product as uncharacterized. The transcript has 8 exons. Gene Ontology annotation, molecular function: RNA polymerase II cis-regulatory region sequence-specific DNA binding; zinc ion binding; DNA-binding transcription factor activity, RNA polymerase II-specific. Gene Ontology annotation, biological process: DNA-templated transcription; regulation of transcription by RNA polymerase II. Gene Ontology annotation, cellular component: chromatin. Bases 1 to 2538 code for a protein of 845 amino acids. Lineage: Eukaryota; Fungi; Basidiomycota; Tremellomycetes; Trichosporonales; Trichosporonaceae. The record is from RefSeq and is a predicted model, not a curated record.
AUGGACUCGAGCUCGCUCGCCUCGGCGUCCGACUCGGGCCGCGACGAGCUAGAGUCCGUCUACCGCUGCGCCCACUGCCCGAAGGAGUACACUCGGCGCGACUAUCUGCAGAGGCAUGAACUGAACCACGUCCGCAGCAAGGACUCGCGGAAGAGGACUCGUCGGACCUCGCGUGAGGAUACAUUGCUCGCUGGCCCAAGUAGCCACCACUCCUCGGAUUCGGACGGGAUGGACGACGGGCAGAUGGAGAUGGGCCCGCCCACUUCGCCACAUGACCACCGGCUGGGAAGGCGUCUCGAUGGUCUCGAUGUCGAUGGCCAAAGCUCAUCCACAUUCAACAUGUCUCUGCCGCCAAUCAUGGUCACUCCUGAUAGCAUGGACGCUGUCGACCUGCCGCGCGUGGCGCCGCAUGAGCAAGCACCAGUCUCGGGAGGGAGUUGGAAUAGCCAUCGCCCAUCCGACACGUACGUAGAAUCUGGAAGGGCGUUGAGUUCCUUUGACUCGGUUCUCGCCGUCCAGCGACCGUCCGUUGACUACUUGACGCACAGCGAUAGCGGCCACAGCGUCGAUGCGGGUCCAGGCAUCCUGGUCCCUACCCCACCCAUGCCAGAGGUGCAGAUGGGCUUCGGCGACCCCACCAACGCUAAUAGCAUGGACCACCUGUUCAACUGGUUGUUCAGCAUGACGAACAUCGAGAAUGUCUCGACCAGAGGUCCAGUGGUUGGCCUGACUGGACUGGAAGCCAGUCAUGUCGAAACACAGUGGCUGUCUCGGGACGACCAGACGGCGGAUCAGCUCGUCCCCCGUCACUCUCGGAGCACAGUGCUUGAAUCACUCGAGUCAACCUCCCAGGAAGAUACCCGGCCCUCACCUACCCGCGCACCACACAGUGGCGGCCCGCCAUUUCCUUCAUUCCCGGAGACGUGGGACGAGGCUGGCUGGCGUCUACCUCCCCCUAAAGACCUCAUCGACGAGCAAGCCCGUUCAGAUAUGCGUGACCUGUUCGACGGCCCGGAACGCGAAUACUUCUCUACCUCAGCGUUCAGCAUUGCGCAGAUGAAGCUCUACCUGGAGCUAUAUUUCCUAAACUUCGCUCCGUUGUAUCCCAUCGUCCACCGCCCGUCUCUCGGAUACCGGCGUCUGCCGCCCGACCUCCUCCUCACAAUGCUCUGCAUCGGCACAGCGUUCGCCGACGACCGCGCCGGCUUCCGAAUUGCAAUGAAGAUACACAAGCGGCUGCGGAAUCGUGUCUUCGACAUGGCCGAGGCCGAGCCCCGCGCCCCGCCACAUACGAUUAUGACAAUCCUGCUCAUCAACUACUUCUCGCGCUCGUACUGUAGCGUCAAGGAACACGCUGUCGCACAGAUCUUCCACUCGUCCUCAAUAGUGAUGGCGCGCCUGGCCGGCUCGUUCCUCCCGACAUUCGCUCCGCACCCAAGCCCCGUCGCCUCAAAUCCCCUCGAUCACUGGCUGGCAUGGGUGGCCCAAGAGGAGCGGAAGCGCGUCGGGUGGCUCGCGUUCAUGAUGGACACCGAGAACGCUGCCCUCUUCCGACAUUACCUGAUCGUGCACUUCUUCUCCGUCCAGAUCGACUGGCCAUGCCAGGAAGACGUGUGGGACGCGCUUGACCCGUUUGCUUGGUCUACUGCGCAGAGGGUUACCGUGCAGCCCGCCUCCUUCCGUGCGACGCUGCACGAGAUCGCGGCGCGCGGAACUGUACCCCCCAACCUAUCCGAGACGCAUCUCUGGAUCACGCUGCAUGGUCUAGUCAGCGUUUGCUGGACCCUGCUGUGGCGAGACCUCGGCGACUUGAACAUGGUGCGCGAGACAAAGAUCUUGCGCUGGAAGAGCCUCCUGUGCCGCGCGUUCGAAUCUUUGCGCCAGCAUGUCAGCCUUCCGGCACGGAGCGGCGAGGAAAUCGACAGACCCAUCUUCUGGUCGGGUGUGCCGCUUGCGCACCUCGGCUGUAUCCUACUUCUCACGGAUACAGAGGCUGUGCGAAUCUACGCUGGCGCAGGAAAUAUCGCUGGGCGACCAGUUCUCAGCGGCGAAUGGGUCAACGCCAACACCUACGUUUCUCAGUGGGCACGCAGCGAGGACGGGACGUACAGCUGUGCGACGGCGAUUGAGCUCCUAACGCAGCUGUUCAAGUGGUCCCACGAGGUACGAUUCCAAACCGCCCCGAGCCUUGUCCCGUGGUGUAUUUACAUUGCCUCGCUUGUAAUCUGGGCGUACUCGACAUCACUCGAUGGACCAGUAGCCUUUGACGCACCGUACAUCAUCCGCGCGUCGCCAGGAGCCGACGGCCUAGAUGAGGACAUCAAAAUCGAGCCCUCGCUCGCACGCCGCGACGCGCUCGCGUACCUCUCGCGCAUGGGGGUUGACGCUGCUGACCUGCCCCACACAAGAGGCAAGAACCGCUGUGACGGAAUUCUGGCGUACUCGGCGUAUCUGCUCGGCACACUGGGGAGGGGGAUCAUGGACGAGUCGAGGGGGGUAUUGCUAGGUGUGCUUGCUGGAGGGCCCAGUUCGUUGUAA